AUGUAUCUGGUUACCCCAUGGGGGCGGAGCUCUCCGUUCCAGCUCUACGACGUAGAGAAGAGCGCCGGUGUGCUGCACCCGGCGAAGCAAGUCGAGACGGGGCCAGAGUCUCACGAUGAAGCCGAGGUUGUCCCCAUGUCGAAGCUGCAGCAGGCGCUUCUCAAGAUCAAGGUAGAGACAAGAGGUAUUGAACGUGUCCCCGACGACGAGCGGACAGACACUUCUUACCUCAAUGUCGGGUCCAUGUGGCUUGCCGCCAACAUGGUGGUUCCCUCCUUUGCCAUUGGCGCUUUGGGGAAACCGCUGUUUGGCGUUGGCUUUCUUGACUCUGUUCUAGUCAUCAUCUUUUUUAACCUGCUGGGAAGUGCAACGGUGUGCUUCUUCUCCAUGUUUGGCGCUGCUUUUGGCCUGCGCCAGAUGACGCUCUCCAGGUUCUGGUUUGGUUGGUGGGGUGUCAAAAUAAUUGCCGUCUUCAAUAUUCUAGCCAGUGUCGGUUGGGCUGCGGCAAACAUCAUCAUCGGCGCACAGCUUAUACACGCAGUCAACAACGACGUCCCAGGAUACGCCGGCAUUCUCAUCAUUGCGUUCUGCACGCUUUUGGUCGUAUUCUUCGGAUACAAAGUAGUCCACGCCUACGAAUUUUGGAGUUGGAUGCCGACCUUUAUCGUGUUCCUGAUUGUGCUAGGAGUUUUCGCUCACUCUGGCGAUUUCGUCAACACGCCAUCACACAGUGGCAAAAGGGAGCUCGGCGCAAUCCUCUCCUACGGCUCGACUGUCUUUGGCUUCGGUACUGGAUAUACACCUUUUGCGGCCGAUUAUACAGUCUAUCAGCCCAGCAACCGACCGCGGCGCAACAUCUUCUUCGCUACCUGGCUUGGAAUUUAUCCAACCUUGCUAUUCACAGAAAUUCUGGGAGCUGCCGUCAUCACUGCGACCGCGCUCAAUGGAGGGGACAAUGUCUAUCAGAAAGGAUAUUCAGACUCAGGAAUCGGCGGCCUUUUGGGUGCCGUUUUGUUCGAGCGACUAGGUGGCUUCGGAAAAUUCUGCGUCGUUAUCUUGUCUCUCUCAAUCGUCGCCAAUAACUGCCCAAACAUUUACUCCGUGUCGCUUACACUCAUGGUCCUCGGUCGCUGGACUCGCAAAGUCCCGCGAUUUCUUUGGUCGACUCUCGCCACUGGCAUUUAUAUCGCCAUUGCUAUCCCUGGUUACAGUCAUUUUGAAACGGCUCUGGAGAACUUUAUGAAUUUGAUCGCAUACUGGCUUGCGAUUUACGAAGGUAUAGUCCUGUCUGAUCACUUCAUCUUCAAGCGCGGCUUCUCUGGGUACCGCCCGGAAAACUAUGAAGACCGCACUAAGCAGCCACUCGGAAUUGCCGCGGGUAUCGCUUUCUGCUUCGGUGUUAUGGGCAUGGUUCUGGGUAUGAGCCAGUCUUGGUGGGAGGGUCCAAUUGCGAAGCAUGCAGGAACGCCUCCUUUCGGUGGCGAUGUUGGAUUCGAGUGUGCUUUCGCUUUUUCCUCUGUGACGUAUAUCAUCAUACGCACAGUUGAGCUCAAGUAUUUCGGACGGUAA
This is a messenger RNA of Akanthomyces muscarius, 1569 nucleotides long. RefSeq lists its product as uncharacterized. Gene Ontology annotation, cellular component: fungal-type vacuole membrane; plasma membrane. Gene Ontology annotation, molecular function: transmembrane transporter activity. The coding region runs from base 1 to 1569 and encodes 522 amino acids. Lineage: Eukaryota; Fungi; Ascomycota; Sordariomycetes; Hypocreales; Cordycipitaceae. The transcript is spliced from 5 exons. The record is from RefSeq and is a predicted model, not a curated record. Gene Ontology annotation, biological process: transmembrane transport.